Messenger RNA from Labrus bergylta (ballan wrasse), 6216 nucleotides. NCBI's taxonomy places the organism in Eukaryota, Metazoa, Chordata, Actinopteri, Labriformes, Labridae. The record is from RefSeq and is a predicted model, not a curated record.
UUGAUUCCAGCCCAUCCUGCUUCCUGUUUAGUCCGUUCAACCCGCUGAGGAAAUGCGCCAUCAGAGUCCUCAUUCAUCCUGUCUUAAGUUUUGUUGUCAUUGCGACAAUUUUGAGCAGCUGUGUGUUCAUGACAAUGAAAAAUCCACCAGUGUGGAUCUCCUCUCUGGGAAUCACAGCCGUCUACACAGUGGAGGUCAUCGUGAAGGUCAUGUCCCGAGGCAUUCUCAUUGGAAGAUUCUCUUUCCUGAGAGAUCCGUGGAACUGGUUGGACAUCCUGGUCAUCAUAUUCGGGUAUGUGCCAUUGUUUGUCGAUUUGGGGAAAGUUUCUGUUCUUUCUUCAGCUCUUCAAGUCCUGAAGCUUCUCCCACUAAUCCCAGGUAUGAAGACGACUGUCAGCACUCUCGUCCAAUCAGGGAGGCGUCUGGUUGGUGUGAUGGUGCUGACCGUGCUCACCCUCAGUAUCUUCGCUCUGAUUGGUCACCAGUUGUUCAUGGGAAACCUGAGGCAGAAAUGUUUUCUCUUGCCAUCUAAAGAAAUGGACAACAAAAAUAGUUACUAUGGCAACGGAACAGGAGGCAGCAACUUUAAUUACAGCAAUAUCCUGAAUGAACAAGCCUACUUCUUGCCUCAUAACCUGGAUCCUCUGCUGUGUGGAAACAGCUCUGAUUCCGGGUUGUGUCCGGAGGGAUUCACGUGUCUUGCGUGGGGAAAGAACCCAAAUUACGGCUUCACCAGCUUCGACACGUUCGGCUGGUCUCUGCUGAAUAUGAUCAGACUGUUGACUCAGGACUUCUGGGAAAACCUGAUGAUGCUGACAUUACGUGCAGCAGGAAAAGUGUACCUGAUCACCUUUGUGCUCAUCUUCUUCCCCGGCUGUUUCUGCCUACUCAGCCUUAUUGUGGCCUCGGUUGCCAUGGCAAUCAGCGAACAGGAACAAGCUGUCAUUGUUGAGGCUCUCCGGAAAGAAAAAGAGUUCAUUCAGAUCCAGGAGGCACUGAAGAGGAAUGACAAACACGAGCAGGUGGCCUGCAGGGGGAGACCCUCAGAAACAAAGACUGGUGAAAUGGAGGAAAAAUCCACUGAGCUGGAAGGCUCAGAUGGCUCGUGUUCACCAUGCUGCGUCCUCUGUCUGAAGUGGAACUGUUGUGGUUGCUGGCAGUGGCUCAAACAGCGGCUCCACACCUUGGUCAUGAACCCUUUCUUUGAACUUAUAAUUGUACUCUGCCUGAUCGUCAACAUAAUCUUCAUGGCAACUGAACAUUUUCCGAUGACAGAGCACUUUAAUGAGCUGCUUGCCAUCUCUCAUCUGGUCUUCACCUAUAUCUUCAUCGCUGAAAUGUUGCUCAAAGUUGUAGCCAUGGACCCAUACGGAUACUUUCAGGUGGGCUGGAACAUCUUUGACAGCAUCAUCGUCGUCAUCAGUCUUAUAAUUCCAUUUACGAACUCUAUUCAUGACCAUUCCUAUAUACUGUUGCUGCGAGUCUUCAGGUUGGCCAGGUGGUGGCCGUCUUUCCACAUGUUGCUAAAGAUGGUGUGGACGUCAUUGAGGGCUCUGAUGAACCUGACUCUGGUCCUGCUCAUCCUGGUGUUUGUGUUCAGUGUGGUCGGCAUGCAGCUGUUCCAUAAGGACUACGAAGACUGUGUCUGUCGCAUCUCUCUGGACUGCACACUUCCACGCUGGCACAUGAACGACUUCUUCCACACCUUCCUCAUCGUCUUCAGGGUCCUGAUAGGACAGUGGAUCGAGACUACAUGGGACUGCAUGGAGGUCUCAGGUCCGGCCAUGUGUCUGAUUUUCUUCAUGGUGGUUAUGGUCAUCGGAAACCUGUUGGUCCUGAAUCUGUUCCUGACCAUGGUACUGAGCUGGUUCAACGGUGACAGUCUGCUGCUUUCAGAGCGAAAGGAGAAAAAAAACCCUGACAUCGCCAUAGACCAGAUCAAGAAAGCAUUCUGGGCUUUGCUGGGGAAGGAAAAACCAGAUCCCACAGAUGCUAACAGUAAGGACAGCAACAGGAAGGAGUACCUGGCCUUGGAUGUUGUGACUUCAGACCAGCCGGUGUCCGAGAAUCAAGACCUCAGCGGGAAAACCAGCAAGCAUGUUGACACUAAGUCCCAGAGCGCCCCCAUUGCUGAGAUCGAGGAUGAACUGAAAACGACUGACGAUAAAGAAGAAAGAGUGAAAAGAAGUGAUGACGACGUGCUGAAUCAUCCUGAGUGUGAGCAGGACGAACACAAUAAAGGUGUUAAGGGAAACACACCUGAAGACUGCUGCUGUGACAUGUGUUACCGAUGCUGUCCGUUCUUGGACCUCAACAAGUCCCAGGGUACAGGGAGGGUGUGGUCUAACUUCAGGAGAAGCUGCCUCUCCAUCGUUCAGCACCGAGUCUUUGAGGCGUUCAUGAUCAUCAUCAUCGUGCUGAGCAGUGCAGCUCUGGUGUUCGAGGACAUUCACCUGCCACAGAGGCCGGCCUUAAAGAUUGCUGUGGAGACGGCAGACCAGGUGUUCACCUUCAUCUUCCUGCUGGAGAUGCUUCUCAAGUGGAGCGCCUUUGGACUUAAAAAAUACUUCACCAACGGGUGGUGCUGGCUUGACUUCCUAAUCUUAAACGUGUCUCUAACAUGUGUGACUACUGACCUGUUGGGACAAUCUAAACCACUAGCCGCCCUCUGGUCUCUGAGAGCCCUGAUACCUUUGAGGACCCUGUCUCGCUUCCAGGGCCUGAGGGUGGUCAUUCGGACUCUGGUGCAGACCCUCCCCUCCCUGGUUAACGGUGUUUUGGUGUUUUUGAUCGUGUGGUUGUUCUACAGUAUUCUGGGCGUGAACCUGUUUGCGGGGAAGUUUUGGUACUGUUACGAUGAGACGACAGAGCAGUUCUUCACUACCAAGGAAGUGGACAACAAGACCCAGUGUUUUGAGCUGAUGUAUGUAAACUCCACCGAAGUCAGAUGGAAAAACAUUAAGUUAAAUUUUGACAACGUGGCGAAUGGUUACCUGUCGCUGGUGAUCGUGACGAUGUCGUCCGGCUGGUUUGAUGCUAUGUACGCAGCUGUGGACUCCAAACAGGUGGAGUCUCAGCCGGAAUAUGAGUACAACCUACCCAUGUCCCUGUACUUCAUAUUCUUCAUCAUCAGCACCUUCUUCACCUUCAUCUUCUUCAUCAGAGUCAUCAUCGACAGCCUGCAGACAGAGAAGACAGGGAAACAUUGUUUUGCAACGGAGGAUCAGAUGAAAAAAAUUGAAGCUUUGAAAAUUCGUCUCUUGAGUAAAUCGCCAGCUCCCCGUCCUCAGAACCCAUGCCUGGCUCGGCUCUUUGACCUGGUGACCAGUCAGUGGUUUGAGGUCUUCAUGGUGGUGGUUGUCUUCCUGAACAUGGUGGUUCUGAUGGUGGAGACUCCGUAUCAGAGCUUCCAGACGGAAAUCAUUCUGAACUGGUUCCAGUUCGUCUUCCUCAUCAUCUUCCUCAUGGAGUUCAUCAUGAAGAUCAUCCCACUCCAACAACACUACUUCACCUCAGGCUGGAACAUCCUGGACUUUGUGGUGCUUCUGUAUCUCCUCAUAGGCCUCUUUAUCUCUGAUUUCUUGGAAAAGUAUUUCAUCACACCCACCUGGUUUUCAAUUUUGCGAUUGGUUCGUGUCAUGCGUGUGAUCCAUCUUGUUCAGGGUGGGAUCAGGAAGCUGCUUUCAAACUUUAUGAUGUCACUUCCUGCCCUCUUUAACAUCAGCCUCCUCCUCUUCCUCAUCACGUUCAGCUUCUCCAUCUUUGGCAUGUUUAACUUUGCCUACAUAAAGAAGGCCGCUGACAUCGAUGACAUGUGGAACUUUGAGACGUUCUGGAGCAGUCUGACCUGCAUGAUAAUGACCUCCACCACCUCCGGAUGGUACGGCUUCCUGCUGCCCAUCAUGGACACGCCUCCUGACUGCGACCCUUUCAUGGAAAACCCGGGACUGAUGGGCAUCGGAGACUGUGGCAACCCCAUAACGGGUGUCAUCUUCUUUACCACCUUUAUCACCCUGACCUCCCUGCUCCUGGUUUACCUGUACAUCGCUGUCGUCAUGGAGACCUUCAGUUUAGAGGACGUAGAGUCCUUGAGUGACGAAGGCCUCCAGAUGUUUUAUAACACCUGGAUGAAGUUCGACCCCGACGCCACGCAGUGCAUACAGAAAAGUGAGCUGUCAGAGUUCUGCAGCGCUCUGCAGGGUCCUCUGAAGAUUCCAAAACCAAACUCCAUCAAACUGACCAACAUGGAUCUUCCUCUGCUGCCUGGAGACAAAAUCCACUGUAUGGACAUCCUGUCAGCCCUGCAUGCACAGGUGUUUGGUGAUUCAGGCGAUGUGGACGCUCUUAAAGACAGACUGCAGGACAAAUUUAAUGAAAAAUCCCCCAAGGUGUCAAGUGAACCGAUCAGCAGCACUCUGCAGGGGAAACUAGAAGAGGAGGUGGCGAUGGUGAGCCAGCUUAAGGACGCAGAGGAGGUGGCUGACGGGUCUAUGGGUGGUGCUAACGGUAGUUCAGGUGUUUAAGACUCCUCCCACUCUGCUGGAUGAGAACCUGAAUGAGUCAAGAACAAAUCGCAUUUAUUAAAGCAUAUAAAGCUUAUUAAGCAUAUAUCCAUAAUUAGCAUUUAACUGUAUCACUGUUAAUCAAUAUUUCAUAUUCAGCUGAUCGUUAACUAAUUCACACUGCUGUUAAUUUGCCUAUGCUAUGCUAGCAGAGCUAAAUGCUAAAAUGAACCAGCUAAUGUGAGCAGAAACACCAUGACUAACAGACUCAGAGCUUACGUAGCUAACACAUACUCAGAGCUUAUGUAGCUAACACAUACUUAGAGCAUACGUAGCCAACACAGACUCAGAGCUUACGUAACUAACACAGACUCAGAGCUUACGUAACUAACACAGACUCAGAGCUUACAUGUCUGAUGUAGACUCAGAGCUUACGUAACUAACACAGACUCAGAGCUAACGUGGCUAGCACAGCCUCAGAGCUUACGUAGCUAACACAGAAUCAGAGCUUAAAUAGCUAACACAGACUCAGAGCUUACGUAGCUAACACAGAAUCAGAGUUUACGUAGCUAACACAGACUCAGAGCUAACGUGGCUAACACAGCCUCAGAGUUUAAGUAGCUAACACAGACUCAGAGCUUACGUGGCUAACACAGCCUCAGAGCUUACGUGGCUAACACAGACUCAGAGCUUACAUGGCUAAUACAGACUCAGAGCUAACAUGGCUAAUACAGACUCAGAGCUAACGUGGCUAACACAGACUUUUAAAAAAGUUUCUCUCUUGCAGUGUGACGUCCAGAUUAUUCCACAUCACUAACCACUCUGUUGACCUGAUCGUGUAGCGUGCUAAUGUGUGUUAGUACAUUAGCAUCUGAACUCAGUGGCCCUUUUCAGAGAGCAGGUCCAAUGCAAAUUCUGAGCCGGUAACCCUGAAAUCAGGAAAAUGGUAAAUUUAGCUCUGACUCAGUAGUAUGGUAAUUCUAGCUCUGACUCUAUGAACCUUACCUGUUCGGAAGCAGGUUGUCUUGAAUGAACCUGAGUUAUUCUCCGUCUCCUCUUUCAGAGCCAGAAACACUUUAAUUUCCUCGCUCUGUCAUUCAGUUUGUAUCAUGCUGUGUUAGUGGAGAUUCACCAUUGGUCUCAAUAAAAACCAGGUUAUUUUAAUGUUUCAUGAUAGGCGUUUUAUAUUAAAUAAAUAUACUACAUUCAAACUUACACGCUGACUCGAGCAGAAUUUUUCUCCCUCACCACUUCUCUCUGCUUUGCUGCUGCAGCAGAGUUAGUUUAAAAACAUGUUCAUACUCACUGAAUGUCCACAUGAUGAUUUAUAAUUCAGAGGGAGAAAGUACAAGGACCUCUUUAUGUCACCUGUUGCUUUGUUAUAUCGUAGUAUCUGGGCUCCAUUAAUGUUGUCUUUUAAAGUCAUGCUGCAUGCGCUGAGCAACAAGUGAACCGACUCAGAGGGGAGUGAACUCAAAUCGGCUGUUCUGUAACGUUUCCCACCUGAGGAUACAUCACCUCACAGCUCAGGGUUAGACUGAAAGUUUGUUCAACCUGAUACGGGCUUCAGGUGAACACAGGGGGGCACUGCUCCCUUCUUCUUUGAACAGCUAUUUUUGAUACUUUGAUAUGUUUGAAACCUUUAUAUUUUCAUAUUCUUACUGUUUGUUUAUUUUAGACUGACUAACAAAGAGAAUAAAAAACAUCCUAUUCA